Molecule: messenger RNA, 8193 nt
Organism: Diabrotica balteata
Lineage: Eukaryota; Metazoa; Arthropoda; Insecta; Coleoptera; Chrysomelidae
Source: the annotation of a GenBank genome assembly
AUGCUAUUGAAUAAAGGACGAGAUAUUCUGGCUAAAAACAGUAAGAGUGAUAACAGAACUCUUCAAAGAGACCUUGAUAAAAUUAAUCAAAACUGGGAGAAACUACGUAAAGAAACAGUGGAUAGGCACACUAGACUUCAAACUUGCAAAGAGCAUUGUCGCAAGUAUUAUAAAGCUUUGGAAACGUUCCUUCCAUGGUUAAGACAAGCUGAAGAUAAAUUGGAUACAUUAAGACCUUCUUCAUUCCAAAAGAAACACAUUGAAAAACAAUUAAAAGAACUGCAAGCAUUCCGUAAUGAAGUUUGGAAGAAAUCUGGUGAUUACGAAAAUACCAGAUCACUCGGUGAUACAUUCCUUGCAGCUUGUGAUAUUGACAAAGACGAUGUUAAGAAUGAAUUGGGUGAUCUGAAGGAUAGAUGGGAUAGGCUGAAUAAUGACUUAAUUGCUAAAACACAAGCUUUGGAAGAUCAAGCCAGAAAGCUAGCAAACUUCGGUGAAAAUGUUCGAGAUUUACAACAUGGCUUGGAACGAUGUGAAGAUAAAUUAACUUCACAUGAUGCUUUGGGAGGUGCUGCUAAAGAUCCUAAACUCCUAGACCGCAUUAAGGCACUCCGAGAAGAAACCAUCAAGCUGAAAAAACCAUUACAAGGUGUUCGUCAACAAGCUAACGAUUUGUGCAAUGAAGCAUCACAACAUCAUAUUGAUGCUGAUCAUCUUAAAGAUGAAGUCGAUGGCAUAGGUGACCGAAUAGAUGAUUUAUGUAGUAAGUUAGAUGACCGUUGCUCAGAUUUGCAAUCAGCUGCUACGGCCGUAACACAGUUUAACGAUGAAGUGAAAGAAAUAUCUCAAGAUUUAUCUGCUUUAGAAACCGAACUAGACGAUAUGAAAGCUCCUGGUAGAGAAGUUAAGGUUGUUAGAGGACAAAUAGAUGAUAUAAACAAAUUCCUCACGAAGGUUAAUAAAGCAAGCGACAAUCUUAAGCAUGCCAUUAAUUCUGGUGAACGAUUGGUGGAUAGUGGAUUUGCUCCUGAUACUGUACUUACUAGACAACAGUUGGAUACUUUAAAGAAACAAUUAGGAAAACUAGAUGACCGAGCUCAUAGCAGAGAAAAAGAUCUAGAAAACACACUUAAAAAACUGGAAGGUUUCUAUAUAUCCCACGCAAGUGUUUUAGACGAUAUUCAAGACGCCUCAGGCGAAUUGCGUAAACUUAAGCCAGUAGGUUCCGAAGUCGAUAGCAUUAGAGCUCAACAGAAAGAUUUCAAGAAAUUCAGAGCUAAUACCAUUGAACCUUUGGGUAAGAAUAUUGAAGAAGUUAAUAGGUUAGGACAAGGCCUGAUUCAAUCUGCUUCACCUGGUGUCAAUACUGCUAUUCUCGAAAAAGAUUUAGAAAGAAUGAAUGCUUUAUGGAAUGAUCUAAAAGAAAAGAUUAACGACAGGGAAAGGAAACUUGACAUUGGUUUAUUACAAUCUGGUAAAUUCCAAGAAGCUUUGGAUGGUUUAUCUAAAUGGUUAACAGAUACUGAAGAGAUGGUAGCUAAUCAAAAACCACCAUCUGCCGACUAUAAAGUCGUUAAAGCACAAUUGCAAGAGCAGAAAUUCCUUAAAAAGAUGCUUCUUGACCGACAGAACUCCAUGACAUCAUUGUUUAAUAUGGGUAAUGAAAUCGCCAAAGAAGCUGAACCAUCCGAACGCAAAGCUAUCGAAAAACAGCUUAAAGAUCUUAUUGCUCGCUUCGAUGCGUUGACUGAAGGAGCCCAACAGCGUACCAUGGAUUUGGAACAAGCUAUGAGAGUAGCUAAAGAAUUCCAAGAUAAACUUAUACCUCUACAAGAUUGGUUAGAUCGUACCGAAAAGAAAGUCAAAGAUAUGGAACUGGUCCCUACUGACGAAGAAAAGAUAGAGCAAAGAAUUCGUGAACAUGAUGUUCUGCACAACGAUAUUCUUGGCAAGAAAGUUGAUUUUAAAGAACUUACAGAAAUUGCUUCCAAUUUGAUGUCUCUUGUUGGAGAAGAUGAAGCUUCUGGAUUAGCUGAUAAAUUACAAGAGGUCACCGAUCGGUACGGAAACUUGGUGGAAGCCAGUGAACACAUUGGACAACUUUUAACAGCCUCAAGACAAGGUCUUAGACAUCUUGUCCUCACUUACCAAGAUUUAGCUGUAUGGAUGGAUCAAAUGGAACAACGAUUAGCUCGCUAUAAAGUUCUUGCCGUUCACAACGACAAACUUUUAGAACAAAUGGACGCUUUAACAGAUCUUUCUGAAAAUAUUGCCAGUCGUCAAAAUGAUAUUGAUGGUACAGUUGAUGCGGGAGUAGAAUUAAUGAGACACAUUUCCUCUGAUGAAGCCUUAGAACUUAAAGAUAAAUUGGACUCUUUGCAACGUAGAUACAAUGAUUUAACAACCAAGGCAGCAGAUCUUUUGAAACAUGCCGAAACAAUGCUACCACUGGUACAGAAGUUCCAUACCAACCACAACCGUUUAGUUGACUGGAUGCAAGGUGCUGAGAACAUUUUACAAUCGGCUGAACCACAUGAAGGAGACAUUGCACGUCUAGAAAUAGACUUACAGGAACUAAGACCAGUCCUAGAAACUAUUAAUGUACUAGGCCCACAGUUAUGCCAAGCUAGUCCUGGAGAAGGUGCUUCUACAAUUGAGGGACUUGUUACUAGAGACAAUAGAAGAUUUGAUGCCAUCGCUGAACAAAUUCAAAGAAGAGCAGAGAGAAUCCAACUUGGAAAACAAAGGGCUUUGGAAGUUACCGGUGACAUAGAUGAGCUCCUAGAAUGGUUUAGGGAAGUGGAAGGACAGCUAAGAGAUGCCGAGAAACCAUCUGGAGAACCCGAUUUGAUCAGAAUUCAACUUAAAGAACAUAAAGCGCUUAACGAUGAUAUUUCUAGCCAGAAGAGUAGAGUACGAGAUGUCUUGUCAUCUGCUAAGAAAGUUCUACGUGAAAGUCCACCAAGCGAAGACACUAGCCUAAUUAGAGAAAAGAUGGAAGAUUUAAGAGAAGUUAUGGAUGUUGUGUCUGGAUUAAGCUCUGAUAGAUUGGGAAUUUUAGAACAAGCAUUGCCACUAGCUGAACACUUCCACGAUACACACAAUGUACUUAUAUCUUGGUUGAAUGAUAUGGAAGAACAGGUUUCUAUGUUAACAAUGCCUGCUUUAAGACCAGAUCUAAUAGCUCAACAACAAGAUCGUAACGAAAUGUUCUUACAAUCCAUAAACGAACACAAACCACUCAUCGAUAAACUAAACAAAACCGGAGAAGCUCUUAUUAGCUUGUGUAACGAAGAUGAUGGUAGUAAAGUACAGGAGUUGCUUGAUUCUGAUAAUGCUAGAUACGGCGCUCUUAAACUAGAACUCAGAGAACGCCAACAAGCUUUGGAACAAGCUUUACAGGAAAGCUCCAAAUUUUCUGAUAAACUUGAAGGAAUGCUCCGCGCUCUGUCUAACACAGCAGAUCAAGUCAAUCAUUUAGAACCUAUAUCUGCACAUGUGCCUAAAAUUAAAGACCAAAUUGAGGACAACGAUAAUUUAGUUGCCGAUUUAGAUAAAAGGAAAGAAGCUUAUGCAGCUGUCAAACGCGCUGCUGAUGACGUUAUCAGUAAGGCAGGAAAUAGGGCUGACCCAGCCAUUAGGGAGAUAAAGGCCAAGCUAGAGAGAUUAAAGAGUUUGUGGGAUGAUGUACAAAAAGCGACACAAACUAGAGGGAAAUCACUCGACCAUGCUUUGGAGGCAGCUAAGAAGUUCUGGAAAGAAUUACAUGCCAUUAUGGCAACACUUAAAGACCUUGAAGAUUCUCUAGUAUGCCAAGAACCUCCUGCCGUUGAACCUAAGGCUAUUCAAGAGCAACAGGUUGCGUUACAAGAGAUCAGACAGGAGAUCGAUCAGACCAAACCCAACGUUGACAGAGUAAGAAGUUCUGGGGAGAAAUUGAUGAAAUUGUGUGGUGAACCUGAUAAACCGGAUGUAAAGAAACAUAUUGAAGACUUGGAUCAUGCUUGGGAUAAUAUCACUGCUCUGUAUGCCAAACGUGAAGAAAACCUUAUUGAUGCCAUGGAAAAAGCUAUGGAAUUCCAUGAAACAUUACAGAACCUUCUUGCAUUCUUAACCCAAGCUGAAGGCAAAUUCGAAAAACUAGGUCCACUCGGAACAGAUAUUGAUGCCGUCAAAAAACAAAUCGAUCAAUUAAAGAAAUUCAAAGCUGAGGUUGAUCCUCAUAUGGUCAAAGUUGAAGCUUUAAACAGGAGUCUCGUAAGGCAAGCUCAAGAACUCACAGAACGUACAUCAUCAGAUCAAGCAGCCUCGAUCAAAGAACCACUUUCAGCCGUCAACAGAAGGUGGGAUGAUCUUCUUAGAGGAAUCGUUGAAAGGCAAAGGCAGCUUGAAAAUGCCUUGUUGCGUUUGGGUCAAUUCCAACACGCUCUUAACGAACUUCUCGUGUGGAUAUCCAAGACUGAUGCUACAUUAGAUGAGUUAAAACCCGUUGCGGGAGAUCCACUAGUACUGGAAAUCGAAUUGGCUAAGUUGAAGGUUUUGGUUAAUGACAUACAAGCGCAUCAAACUAGUGUCGAUACUCUUAAUGAUGCCGGUAGACAAAUAAUUGAAAGUGGUGAAUCUGAUGAAGCAAGUGUUACCCAAGAAAAACUCAAUACAUUGAAUACUCAGUGGCGUUCCCUAAUGCAGAAAGCAGCCGAUAGGCAAAGGGAGCUUGAAGAUGCGCUUACAGAUGCCCAGAGAUUUAAUGCAGAGAUUCAAGAUCUUCUGUCUUGGUUAGGAGAUGUCGACGGAAUCAUCACCGCCAGUAAACCAGUUGGAGGGUUACCUGAAACUGCAUCAGAGCAACUGGAAAGGUUCAUGGAAAUAUAUAACGAAAUAGAGGAUAACAGACCUAAAGUUGAGACAGUGUUAGCGCAAGGUCAAGAAUAUUUGAAGAAAGCUACUUCACCUGCUUCUAACUUACAACAGAAUUUGCGUACAUUAAAGCAACGAUGGGAUAGUGUCACUGCCAGAGCUAACGAUAAGAAGAUUAAAUUAGAAAUUGCUCUUAAAGAAGCUACAGAGUUCCACGAAUCACUACAAGCAUUCGUUGAUUGGCUAACUAAUGCGGAGAAACACCUUCAAAAUGUGAAGCCCGUCUCUAGGGUUUUGGAAACUAUUCAGAAUCAAAUAGAAGAACACAAAGUUUUCCAAAAAGAUGUUAGUGCUCAUAGAGAAAUAAUGCUUGCUUUAGAUAAAAAGGGAACACAUCUCAAGUAUUUCAGUCAAAAACAAGAUGUUAUACUAAUUAAAAAUUUACUUAUCAGCGUACAGCACAGAUGGGAAAGAGUAGCUUCCAAAUCAACUGAAAGAACCAGAGCACUUGACUUGGGUUACAAAGAAGCCAAAGAGUUCCACGACUCUUGGACUUCCCUCAUGCAUUGGUUAGAUGAAACUGAAGAAUCUCUAGAUGAACUUCAGUCUGAAGCCAUCAGCAACGAUCCCAGUAAGAUUAAGCAACGUCUAGCUAAACAUCAAGAACUGCAAAAAGCUCUAUCUGGCAAACAGGGCACGUAUGAUAAUGUAAUGAAGACUGGUAAGCAGCUUAAAGACAAAGCUCCCAAACCUGACGAACCUACUCUUAAACAUAUGCUCUCAGAACUGAAGAGCAAAUGGAAUUCAGUUUGUCAUAAGAGUGUUGACAGGCAACGCAAACUUGAAGAAGCUCUCUUAUAUUCAGGGCAGUUCAAAGACGCCAUAGCAGCGUUAGUCCAAUGGCUACAAAAAGCUGAAAAAGACCUUUCAAAAGACAGUCCUGUUCAUGGUGAUCUGGAUACAGUUAACCAUUUAGUAGAUGCGCACAAAGUUUUUGAAAAAGAAUUAGAAAAACGUAACGACCAAAUGGAAUCAGUAAUUAAAAAUGGUCAAGAGUUAGAAAGAACUGCGUCCAAAACUGAUGCUAUCCAGAUUAGAGCCCAAUUAAAUGAACUGACUGAACUUUGGGAAACGGUAACGGACUUAACAAGAAUCAGAGCAGAUAAAUUAAGAGACGCGCUGAAAGAAGCCGAAAAACUUCAUAGAUCCGUUAACAUGAUCCUCGACUGGUUGUCCGAAGCUGAAAUGAAAUUGAGAUUUGUUGGUAACCAACCCGAAGAUGAAGCAACUGCCUACGAACAAGUUAAAGCUUUGGAUCAAUUCAGAGCUCAACUAAAUGAAAAAGAAAUCGAAAAAGAUCAAACUCUUGAAUUAGCCCACAGCAUUCUUGCAAAGGCCCAUUCAGAUUCCAUCAACGUUAUCAAAAAUUGGAUUAAAGUUAUUCAAACCAGAUGGGACGAGGUGUCACAGUGGGCCCUUCAGCGUCACCAGAAACUGUCACAGCACUUACAGUCGCUCAGAGAUAUGGACGAUACUUUGGAAGAACUUAUCCAAUGGCUCAUGGGACUUGAAAACACUCUUAUUGCUCUAAAGCGCGAAGAAUUGCCUAUGGACAUUCCAGCCACAGAACAACUUAUUGCGGACCACAAAGAAUUUAUGGAGAAUACGCAAAAGAGGCAAGCAGAAGUCGAUAGGGUUUGUAAAGCCAAACAGGUUAAGCCUGUAGCUGGCGUUAAAGAUCCUAAGAAAUUCGUCAAAGGCAAAGGACAGAUUCGCGUCAGCCUGUCUGGACGGGAUCUUCUUAGCCCGGAUCCGAACUUACCACACAUCGGUCCAAGGUUUCCACCUGCAGGAAGCGAACCAGAAUUCCGGUCACCAAGAGUUAAAUUCUUAUACGACAAAUGGCGCCACGUAUGGAUGCUGUCAUGGGAAAGGCAAAGAGAAUUGUACGAUCAUCUGGCUUAUCUGAAGGAAAAGGAAAAAGCCGACAACUUCUCUUGGGACGAUUGGAGAAAACGCUUCUUGAAAUUCAUGAAUUACAAGAAGUCCAGGUUGACAGAUCUCUUUAGGAAGAUGGAUAAAGAUAAUAACGAAUUGAUUCCCAGAGAUGACUUUAUUGAAGGAAUUAUUAAGACCAAAUUCGACACCUCUCGCCUUGAAAUGAAACACGUAGCUGACAUGUUCGACGAGAAUAACCGAGGAUUGAUCGAUUGGAAGAAGUUCAUAGCAGCUCUCAGACCUGAUUGGGAAGAAAAGGCACCUGACAAUGAUGCCCAAAAGAUCCAUGACGAAGUCAAGCGAUUGGUUAUGUUAUGUACUUGCCGACAGAAAUUCAGAGUUUUCCAAGUAGGAGAGGGAAAAUACAGGUUUGGAGAAAGUCAGAAACUACGUCUAGUCCGUAUUCUCCGAAGUACUGUGAUGGUACGUGUAGGAGGUGGUUGGGUAGCUCUAGAUGAGUUCCUAUUGAAGAACGAUCCUUGCAGAGCCAAAGGACGCACAAAUAUAGAGCUGCGCGAGCAAUUCAUCUUAGCUGACGGGGUUUCGCAAACUAUGACGGCGUUCAAGCCCAAAACGUCGGCGUCUAGUCCCACGUCUGGUUCUUCGGCAUCUUCACUACGCACACCUCAGGGCCCCAUUACGAAGGUCAGAGAACGUUCCCAGCGAUCAGUGCCCAUGGGCAGCCUACCAAGAACAUCGAAAUCGUCUCUCUCAGCAGGAACCCCAGACUCUCUCUCAGAUAACGAAAGUUCUACAUUCCGUACGCCCAGGAAGCCAUCCUACAGGUCGACGUUAACUCCAGGCGGUUCCAGAAGUAAUUCUAGGCCUCAAUCCAGGACUGGAAGCAGGCCGGGCAGCAAACCGCCGUCUAGGCAUGGAUCGAACCUCUCUUUGGAUAGCACAGAUGAUACUACUCCAUCGAGAAUACCGAGAAGAACACCAACAUCAGGAAGAAGCUCAGCUCUUUCGACGACUAAAAGCAUCAACGGUUCUGGCUCUAGGCCACGCACACCAAGCGGUUUGAUAUCUCCUGCUAGUCCCGUUGGAAGAUCGUCGGGGAUACCCAGAGCAUCGAGCAUACCCACUUUAACAGGAAUAUCCACGCCAAGGAGUGCAAGUUCAAGCAAAGUUAAACAAGUGACUAUUGGCGUUGCCCCUUCGCUAAGGACAGCCUCUAGGACCCGGACACCUUCAGGAUCCAACACGCCCGUACAUCCGGAUCAACAAACAGCAGUGUCAAAGUUACUAAAACGUUCCACGGGUGGCACAGAAACUCCCACUGGCCAAACUAGAAAGAAAAAGUCUUCUCUUUCCGAUCGGGAGCCUUUUAGGUUAUAA